AUGGUUGAUUUGGAUUGUAAAGCAAAGAUGGUAUCAUCAGAUAGUAUGCCAAGCAGAUCACCACGGCGUUCGUCGUCUAACAAACUUACCGCUUUGGUUCCACCACCGCCAGUCCGGGUUCCGGAUUUGUCGCCGGCGUCUGAUACUGACUGUUUUGCAUACGAGCAUUACCUACGGCUUCCUCAAAUAAAGGAGCUAUGGAACACGGUGGAGUUUCCAGGGUGGAAAAAUGAGGCCGUGUUGAAACCGGCGUUGCAAGCUUUAGAGUUCACGUUUCGGUUUGUGUCGAUUGUGUUGUCUGAUCCGAGACCUUACGUUAAUCAACGGGAGUGGAGAAGAAGACUGGAGUCUUUGGCGACGAGUCAGAUCGAGGUUAUUUCUUUGUUUUGCGAGGAUGAUAAGAUCGAAACGGUGCCGAUUGUUAAUAUCGGCGGAAGCGGAGGCGUAUUGACGCGUGAGGGAAGCUCGGCGGAGGUGUGGAAGCUUAACGACGGCGAAGAUGCGACGGUUUUAGUCAGCCAGAUAAGCGAGGAAAGCCUGUUACCUCGGCUUGACACGUGGAAGAAAUCGGAAGACGUAGCACAGAAGAUUCUGUAUUCGAUUGAAUGCCAGAUGAGACGGUGUCCAUACACGUUGGGGUUAGGGGAGCCGAAUCUCAACGGCAAGCCAAGCCUAAACUACGACGCCGUUUGCAAGCCAUCGGAGCUUCAUGCUCUGAGCAAAACGCCACCGGAUCAAGCUAACGUCAACAACUAUGAGAACCGAACGGUAUUCACGACGCAUCAGAUCCUGGAAUCGUGGAUCUACGUUGCUCAGCAGCUCUUGAAUCGAAUCGAAUCAGAAAUCGAUUCAAACGAUUUCGAAAAUGCUUCGAGCGAUAGUUACAUUCUGGAACAGGUAUGGAAACUAUUAACAGAGGUUGAAGAUCUUCAUCUACUAAUGGAUCCCGACGAUUUUCUCCGGUUGAAGAACCAGCUCGACGUCAAAACAACCACCGAGUCUGAAUCGUUUUGCUUCCGAUCAAAAUCGCUGAUAGAGAUCACCAAACGUUCCAAGGAUCUAAGACAUAAGGUUCCGUACAUUCUGGACGUAGAAGUGGAUCCUAUGGGCGGACCAAGGAUUCAAGAGGCGGCAAUGAAACUCUACCGGAAAAAGCACAACCCGGUGAAGAUUCAUCUGCUACAAGGGUUACAAGCGAUCGAAGCGGCGGUGAAGAAAUUUUAUUACUCGUAUAAACAGUUGUUGGUGGUGGCGAUGGGAAGCGUGGAGGCGAAAGGUAGUCUGGCUUUCGUUACGGUGGAUUCUAGUGAUUCAUUGGCUCAGAUCUUCUUGGAACCGACGUAUUUUCCGAGCUUGGACGGAGCAAAGACGUUUUUGGGAGAUUACUGGAGCCAUGAAGGCCGAGGUCGGUAG
Molecule: messenger RNA, 1413 nt
Organism: Lactuca saligna
Lineage: Eukaryota; Viridiplantae; Streptophyta; Magnoliopsida; Asterales; Asteraceae
Source: the annotation of a GenBank genome assembly